Arvicanthis niloticus (Nile rat) is the source of this 1305-nucleotide messenger RNA. The record is from RefSeq and is a predicted model, not a curated record. NCBI's taxonomy places the organism in Eukaryota, Metazoa, Chordata, Mammalia, Rodentia, Muridae.
AUGGGCCGUACGUGCAGCUUCAGCAGUCUGGUAGCAGAUAGUCCCUUUCUCAUAAAAAGACCACCACAGUGUGACAGCCAGAACUGUCCUGUGGUUUCUAUAGAAAUGACUGCUACCAAAAAGGUACUAAAGCCUCUUAAAGCAAAAGCCACCAGCGGUGAUGAGGUGCAUAGCUAUGACAGUUCAGAACAGGAAAAAACCUGUUCUACAGACCUAAGGUCUCAGCUUCCAUCCAGGGAACAUUCACAGUGGACCACUGAUGCAGUGGAACACAGUAACAUCAAUACAGGGGAACACUGCUAUAUUGAUACAGAGGAACAUCACAGCAUUGAUACAGAGGAGCACUGUGGCAUCAAUACAGAGGAACACAGUUACAUCGAGACAGUGGAACACUGCUAUACUGAUACAGAGAAACAUUAUGAAACUGAUAGGGUGGAACACUGUGGUGCUGUGAAGAGGAGUCGCACACUGAUUCUUGUUACAUCAUUGAUUAACCUUGAAGUUAUAGUUCUUCAAUUUAAUGAAACUACAAAGGAAACAACAGAAAAACCUGCAGAAUCUCAUGCAACUACAGGGUACCUCAUGCCUAGAAAGACUGCAAGAAAAAUCAAAGACUUAUUUCCUAGUGGGAGCCUGAGCAGUAGCACUAUACUGGUUCUGGUGAACGCAGUGUAUUUCAAAGGACAAUGGAAUCACAAAUUUGAUGAAAAGCAAACCACAGAAGAAAAGUUUUGGCUGAACAAGAAUACAAGUAAAUCUGUCCAGAUGAUGAAGCCAAGAAACAAAUUUAACUUCAUCUUUCUAAAGAAUGUGCAGGCCAAGAUUGUGGAAAUACCAUACCAAGGCAAAGAACUAAGUAUGUUCAUCCUGCUGCCAGUGGAGAUUGAUGGUCUGAAGAAGCUUGAAGAACAACUCACUGCUGACAAGUUGCUAGAGUGGACGAACCCAGAGAACAUGCACAUGACCAACGUGUAUUUAUCUUUGCCUCAGUUCAAGCUGGAAGAGAAGUAUGACCUCCCAGGUCCAUUGGAACACAUGGGGAUGGUGGACGCCUUCAAUCCACAGAAGGCUGACUUCUCAGGCAUGAGCAGCACUCAAGGUCUCGUGGUGUCUAACGUUUUACACAAGUCCUUUGUGGAGGUAAAUGAAGAGGGGACAGAAGCUGCUACUGCCUCGAGAGUGAAAUCUCACUUAUUAUCUGCACCAGUGCCCAAAGAUUUCUCUUGUAAUCAAGCUUUCCAAUUCAUGAUGAAGCAAAACAAAACCAACAUCAUCCUCUUCCUUGGCAGAAUGUCUUCCUCUUAA